Molecule: messenger RNA, 453 nt
Organism: Parnassius mnemosyne (clouded apollo)
Lineage: Eukaryota; Metazoa; Arthropoda; Insecta; Lepidoptera; Papilionidae
Source: the annotation of a GenBank genome assembly
AUGAACAAUCAAAUCGACGACGAGCAAAUUACAAUGCUCAGACGGGCGUUCAGCAUGUUCGAUUCGAGCAAACAAGGCCGAAUCGAGAAGGAGAAAGUGCGGACCAUACUCAACACCAUGGUGCACAGUUACGACGAUAGUGAACUAGACCAGAUACUUGACAAUGAAGACGACGGAUCAGGAAAACUCAAUUUCGAUUCAUUCGUUCGAGUUGCGACCCAUUUCUUGGAUGAAGAUGAUGAAGCUUUGCAGAAAGAGCUUAAAGAAGCUUUCAGACUUUAUGACAAAGAAGGUAAUGGAUAUAUACCAACUUCGAGCUUGCGCGAGAUUUUAGCCGCUCUAGACGAUCAACUCACUCCAGACCAGCUUAACGAGAUGAUAGCUGAGAUCGACACAGAUGCUUCUGGUACAGUUGACUUUGAUGAGUUCAUGGAAAUGAUGACCGGUGAUUAA